UCCCAAGUCAGUUCUCAAUACUUUAAACGGCAUUAAAAAGCAAACUGCUUGUUCAGACAUGGAUUUACGUGACGAAAAGCUGUACAUGUGCACCCUGUGCCUUAAGAGAUGUCUAUGGAAGGAUCUCUCCAAGAGAGAGCUCCGAUGUCCUCGAUGCAGUCUGCCGCCCAAAAGCUGUGCCAUUUGCGAUAAAAUGUUUGAGCCGCGUGAAAAGUCCAAUUCUUACUGCAAGCGCUGCGAUUUCUACAUUCUCCGACACGCUGCCGUCAAGCCACCUCCAAUUCCAACACAGGACUGCUCCGUGAAUGUGAAGCAGAACAGGAAUGGAUCCUCGAUUACAGAUCGCUGGAAGGAGAUCAAGGCAGCUUCUGGGAUUGUGGACGAUUUUUGUACGAGCGACUAAGGAUGAGAUCCCAAGUUUUGUUGCUUACCUUUUCGAAACUUAAUAUAUUCGAUUACGAAGUUAUCAACUGCUACAAGUCUAAUGAAUUUUAUUUAAAAAUUGUACAUCAAUUAUUGAACGUUCGUAAAGUGCUUGCUUUUAU
Drosophila elegans is the source of this 545-nucleotide messenger RNA. RefSeq lists its product as uncharacterized. The transcript is spliced from 2 exons. Bases 59 to 403 code for a protein of 114 amino acids. The record is from RefSeq and is a predicted model, not a curated record. Lineage: Eukaryota; Metazoa; Arthropoda; Insecta; Diptera; Drosophilidae.